AUGGCCCCGGGGCUCAGUCCUUCCCCACCAGUUGUGGUUCUGCUCCUGGCCCUGCUGGGUCUGGCUACUGCUGGGAAGCUCCUGGUGGUGCAAGUGGAUGGGAGCCCAUGGCUCAGCGUUCAGGAAGUGCUGAACACACUGAGGCAGAAGGGACACGAGGUGGUUGUGCUGGCACCUGAAGUCUCCGUGCACAUCAAGCCAUCUGAGAACUAUGAGAUGAAAAUAUACUCAGUCCCCUUCACAAAGGAAGAUCUCGAGAAAGAUAUGAAGGCGUAUUUUCGUGUUUUAUUUGAAGAAGGAUCUUUUUUUGAAAGAUUUUUUAAAGUAUUUGAAAGUACGAAAAGACUCACUGAUUUUUGGAUCUCCAGCUGUGAACAGCUCUUGCAAAACAAAGAGCUCAUCAGGUACCUUGAGGAGAACAAGUUUGAUGCUGUCUUUACAGACGCUUUCCUACCCUGUGGGGCAAUCUUGGCAGAGCAUCUUUCAAUUCCUACCAUAUUUUUCUAUAGAUUAACACCAUGUGAGUUAGAAUUUGAAGCCACUCAGUGUCCCAGUCCUCCUUCCUAUGUGCCCAGGACAUUUUCAGACAAUGCAGACCACAUGACCUUUCUCCAGCGAGUGAUGAAUCUGCUCUACGACAUCCCUAAUAUUUUUCUCUGUGAUUUUGCUAAUAAACCCUACUCAAAACUGGCUUCCGAGUUCCUGCAGCGGGAGGUGACUGUGCAGGAUCUCUUACGGAAGGGCUCUGUUUGGCUCUUCAGGUUAGAUUUUGUGCUUGACUAUCCAAGACCCGUGAUGCCCAACAUCAUUCCAAUUGGAGGACUGAACUGUUCUCCGAAGAAGCACAGAGAGCUGCCUGAGGGGUUCUCUGUUGUAACGAAACACCAGGGUCCUCUAGUGAGCAUGCACUAA
Messenger RNA from Catharus ustulatus (Swainson's thrush), 912 nucleotides. RefSeq names its product UDP-glucuronosyltransferase 1A1-like. The transcript is spliced from 2 exons. Lineage: Eukaryota; Metazoa; Chordata; Aves; Passeriformes; Turdidae. The record is from RefSeq and is a predicted model, not a curated record. The coding region runs from base 1 to 912 and encodes 303 amino acids. Gene Ontology annotation, molecular function: UDP-glycosyltransferase activity.